Molecule: messenger RNA, 1026 nt
Organism: Trichomonas vaginalis G3
Lineage: Eukaryota; Parabasalia; Trichomonadida; Trichomonadidae
Product: phage tail repeat-like family
Exons: 1
Source: RefSeq, a predicted model, not a curated record
AUGACAGAUGAGUUUCUGUUUCAAGACAAUAAGAACCAUACUGUCUGUAUAAAUCCAACAAAAGGAACUUUAAACGAGAAACCUAUAAAUGAACUUCUUUUGAAAGCAGAUAUUGACAACAAAGCUGACAAAGAGUAUGUCAUUGAAAAAGUUCAAGAAGAACAUGACAGAGCAGAUGCAACAUAUGCAACAAAAGAGGAUGUUGAAAAGAAAGCUGACAAAGAGUAUGUUGACGAUGAGUUAGCAUAUCUGGCUAGUGGGUUAGUGAAGAAGGCAGAUAAGGAAUAUGUGGAUGAAAAAGACAAUGAAAUUAUAAAAAGGGUUGAAUGGUACCAUGAACGGACAUCGAAGAUUUUAGAAGGUAAAGCCAAUACAGGGUGGGUUUCAGGAUGUUUAGACCUUAAAGCCGACAAAGAAACUGUAGAUAUGUUGACACAAACGGUUUCAAGUCAUACCAGAGGUUUAAUGGAAGAUGGACAACAGUUGAAAGAGCUUGAGAAAGGUGUUACAGAGUUAAGGAAUACAAAAGCAGACUCGACAUGGAUAAAAGGAUAUGUAGAUGCAACAAAAGAACGUAUUUUCGCAUGGACAGAAGGAACAUACCCACAAAAAUAUCAUAGACAUAGCAUCUCUGACGUAAAUGAACUUGAAGAAAGGUUAUAUAAGAAAGCAGACAAAACAGAGCUUCAAACGUUAAAGACUGAAAUACUUCAAACAGUAUAUCCUAUAGGUUCUAUUUAUACGUCAAUGAACUCUACCAGACCAGAAGUAGUACUUGGUUUUGGAACUUGGACUCAAAUAGUCGAAAGGUUUUUGUAUUGUGCAAACUCUUCAAAGGUAACAGGUGGAAGUAAAACGAUUUCAGGUGAAAACUUACCUGCACACAGUCACUACAUAAAUUUAACUACAGCUGAAGCAGGUUGGCAUAAGCAUAGAUAUUGGGAUUGGACAGGAAUGACAAAAGGUAAAGGAUAUGAUGUUAAAGACGACGUUAAGUUUGCUAUAAAUUGUUACUGGGAUGACACG